Messenger RNA from Phycodurus eques (leafy seadragon), 2560 nucleotides. Its product is annotated as zinc finger protein 345-like. NCBI's taxonomy places the organism in Eukaryota, Metazoa, Chordata, Actinopteri, Syngnathiformes, Syngnathidae. The transcript has 8 exons. Bases 279 to 2558 code for a protein of 759 amino acids. The record is from RefSeq and is a predicted model, not a curated record.
UCCUGCCCGAUGACAGCUGGGAUAGGCUCCAGCAUGCCCGCGACCCUAGUGAGGAGAAGCGGCUCAGAAAAUGGAUGGAUGGAAAUUUGGAUUUGUGGCUGCGAAUGACUCCGCGGCGACCCGGAUGUAAACAUCGCAGCCAUAUUGGACGUCCCGAAUGAAGACGACCAUCCCAAAAGAUUGAGUGUUAUUUUUGACCCGGCUUCCGAACUCGCCAGCUUCCUCCAAGUAUUAUUUUCUAACUUGACAUCCCUCACGGCGAGCUGUCGACAGUCUGUAUGGAGCGGCCGAGCGACUACGAGGCGACUACCGCCGAAACUUUCCGCUCACAGGCGGCGCUCAUCAUGGAGCUGGCGGUGGAGGCGGCCGUCGGGAUCCUCCACGGGAGCCUCGCCGGCGUCGAGCUGAAGCCUCAGCUAACGGCCACCUUGAGCGUGGCGGCAAAGGAGGCCGUCCGGCAAAUCUGCAGCGUGUUCGGUCAGCUACUCGCCAGCUCGGCCAAGGAGAACGAGACCUUGCGGGACAAAGUGGGCCGACUGGAGGCCGAGCUCAGUUCAAGGGACAAGCAAACGACCGCGGCCGAGAAAACAAAAACAGCAGACGCCAAGCGACCAGCCGCCAUUCCCGCGAGCCUCGCCGUGUCCAUCAUCAACACGGCCAAAGCGUCUUCUGCCAAAGCGAGCGGCGGCGACGGCGGUACCGUUCGUGUUCCGCGGGUCAUCGUCAGCCCGCCGCUUCACGUCGCGUUGGGGGCCCCGAGCGGCCCCGCGGCGACGCCACCUGAGAACAACUUUGGGGGAGACGCGCAGGAUGAAUCCUCUUGCAUGAUGUCACUUCCCGCGGCGGCGGAUGAGCGGCUGUGUCCCGAGGCGUCGGUGGCCGCCACUAAUGAGAUGGCGCUCGCUGCAACGGAGGUUGCGAGGACAGCAGAAACAGUUGAAGUGACAACCGAAGAGGAUUUUGUGGCCCUCGCUCAACUCGGUGCGAGCGAGGAAGACCUGAAGGAGCAAGAGAACAAGCGUCGGCGUGAGCUGUACAAGCACAAGCGCUUCUUCUGCGAGCUGUGCAACAAAGGCUUCCACCAGCAGCACCAGCUGAGGAAACACACGUCGCGCCACGUCAAGCCCUUCCCCUGCACGCUGUGUGACAAAGGCUUCUACCAGGCCACGACGCUGCACAAGCACCAGCAGGCCCACCGGCUGCGCGAGGCCCAGGAGCGAGACCCCGACAAGAUGCUGGCGUGCGAGCAGUGCGGUCGUAAAUUCCGUCUCGCCCGGCAGCUGCGCGCCCACCAAGCGUCGCACCGGCUGGAGAAAACACCCCUGCGCUGCGCCAUCUGCGGCCGCACCUUCACCUCCGCGGCCGUGCUGCGCUACCACCAAAUCUCGCACGGCGAAGUCACGCCGUUCAUGUGCGACGUGUGCGGAAAAGGCUUCCGGAGGAAGAGGAGCCUGCGCGAGCACCAGACGGUCCACACGGGGGCGCGGCCGUACCCCUGCCAGACGUGCGGAAAACGCUUUUCCACCUCCGGCAACCUGCGCGUCCACAAGCGCUCUCACUCGGACGAGCGGCCGUUCAAGUGCGACGAGUGCGACAAGACCUUCAAGUGCCGCAUGGGCCUGCUGCAGCACCGCGUGGUCCAUUCGGGGGAGAAGCCCUUCGUCUGUCAGACCUGCGGACUGAGCUUCGGACUCAAGUACAACUUCCAGAGACACCUGCGCCUCCACAGCGGAGAAAAACCCUUCAAAUGCGAGAAGUGCGGCGAAGGCUUCUCGGGCACGUGGGCCCUAAAGACGCACAUGCUGGUGCACGGCGCGGAGAAGCCCUUCAUGUGCGACCUGUGCGGCAAGACCUUCUUCUACAACUGCCAGCUGCAGAAGCACCAGCUGCUGGUCCACGAGAACAAGGAGCGCGCCAAGGCCGGCGGCGCGUCCGGUGGCAGCAGGAGGCGGCGGCGGCUCUCGUCGGGCACGAAGGGCUUCAUCUGCAAGAGUUGCGGCAAGAACUUCAGCAGCGUCAGCACGCUUCGCACGCACGAAAAGAGCCACGCCGAACACAAGGAGUUUGUAUGCGAGACCUGCGGGAAGUCGUUCCACCUGCGCCACCUGUACAUCUACCACACGCGGCAGCACAGCGGCGACCGGCCGUACGUCUGCGCCGUGUGCCAGAAGGCCUUCCUGCUGCAGUCGCAGCUGCGCCAGCACGAGCUGCUGCACACGGGCGUCAAGCCGCACCAGUGCCAGCAGUGCGGUAAAGCCUUCCGGACUCCACAGAACUAUCACCGACACCUGCUGGUGCACACGGGCGAGAAGCCCUACGAGUGCGACGCGUGCGGCCGCAGGUUCCGCCAGUCCAACCAACUCAAGUCGCACAUGCAGAUCCACACGGGCGUCAAGUUGUACUCGUGCCAGACCUGCGGCCGCGGCUUCUCCGACUCCAGGCAGCUCAAGAAGCACCGCUGCGGGGGCGGCGUGAAUGGCUCGCUCGAGUCGGGAAGCAAAUGCAAGAAUGAGAAGCGCUCGGUAUUCCCCUGGAGCGAUGGUUUUGUCAACGAGUGAUU